AUGGCAGGACCCAAGGUGCACAAUGGCACUUCCAGUGGCCCAGCAGUCAAGCGCCCAAGAAUAGAGAGCGAUACCCCCGCCAAAAGCUCUGCGCAAUCUGUCGUCCGCCAGUCCAAAAUCUUCGCGCCGUUCCGUACUGUAGGUCUCGUUUCGCCUACCAGCGUCCCUUUCACCUCGCUCCCCCUCGGAAAGACGACGUUCCAAUUCACAACCUCGGUCGGCCGCUCGCUGCAAACAUACGACUUGAAGCGCGGACUGAAUCUGGUCUUCAUCACGCGCCCACAGACGCCAGAAGACAUUACUGCGACGCUGGCAUGGAAAAAGGUCGUCUUCGCAGCCUGGUCUGGCGACAGAAGCGGCAGUGUGUCUGGCGUUUGGGUCUUUCAGCGCGGCAAAAAGGUGGCGGAGCUCGAGGUGCCUCCUGGCGUCAACGAGAGAAUUACACGCCUCCUCGUGCUAGGAGAAUGGAUAGUCGGAUGUGGCGUAACCAAGCUCCAGGUAUGGAGGACGGCCACGCUUGAACACUACACUACCCUUCAGGGCGCCUCUGCCUGCCCGCUGUCGGGAUGCGUCUGCACGAUGCCAACCUACCUGAACAAGAUCUUGGUAGGCCGAAGAGAUGGCUCGGUCGAGAUCUGGAACAUCAGCACCGGAAAGCUUCUCUACACGCUCCUUCCUCCCGCCGCAGACUUUGGUGCCGUGACUGCCCUGCAGCCAACGCCUGCCUUGUCUCUGCUUGCCAUUGCAUACGAAUCGGGUCCAGUGACAAUACACAACAUACGCACAGACAAGGAAGUAAUGCGCCUGAACACGGGUGGCUCGCAGAAGACUCCCAUCACCUCAAUCUCCUUCCGCACAGACGGACUCGGCGCGGGCGACGAUGGCCGUGAGGACGGUGUCAUGGCCACGGCGAGCAGAGAAAGUGGCGACAUCACAUUCUGGGAUCUCAACAAGGGUGGUCGCAAGACGGGCACCUUGCGAGGCGCUCACAGCCCGCCUCCUUCUACCAGUGGCGGUGUGGGUGGUGGUAUCAGCAAGGUCGAGUUUCUGGCUGGCCAAGCGGUCAUUGUCUCGAGCGGCCUGGACAAUGCUUUGAAAAGCUGGAUCUUCGAUGAAACUCCAUUUUCUCCCGUGCCGCGCAUCUUGCACUCACGUGGUGGCCAUGCUGCACCUGUUUCGGCACUUCGCUUCCUUCCUUCCAACGCAGACGGCUCAGACGAUACAGGCAAGUGGCUGUUGAGCGCGAGUAAAGAUCGAAGUCUUUGGGGCUGGAGUUUGCGGCGUGAUGGCCAGAGCACGGAGCUGAGCCAAGGUUCCAUUCAGAAGAAAGCGAAGAAAAUGGGGCUGCUCAAUGGUAACGCCAACGUCUCCAAGCACCACGCAAGGCUGGAAGAUCUCAAGGCUCCUGCCAUCACUUGCAUGGCCUGCUCUCUUAAUCGCGACGGCGGCAUGGGAGCUAACCCAGGUGUCGCUGGCAUUUGGAACAAUUCGUCAAAGGUCAAAGGGCAAGACAAAAAGGCAAUCGAAGCCAACAUGACUGGAUGGGAGAGUAUCGUCACAGGGCAUGCUGGAGACAAGACGGCGCGAACGUGGUAUUGGGGCCGUAAGCGGGCCGGCCGGUGGGCUUUUGAAACGGGCGACGGUACAGAAGUCAAGAGCGUCGCCAUCUCAGCUUGUGGCACUUUUGCCUUGAUUGGCUCAGCCGGUGGUUCCAUCGACAUGUACAACCUUCAGUCCGGACAGCUUCGACGACGAUUCCCAGCUCGGUUGACACCUGCCGAAGCAAAGAAACAUAAGCUGCUACAGCUCCAGGCACAGGAUGAAGGCCAUGCCGAAGAGAACGCUCCUCGAAGAUUUGCAAAGGGUGAGGGCAGACACAAAGGUGCUGUCACAGGUCUUGCUGUCGAUGGCUUGAACCGUACGCUCAUCAGCUGCUCUGAUGAUGGCAAGAUAAAGUUCUGGGAUUUUUUUACUGGUAAUCUACUGCACCAGAUCGACUGGUAUCCUAUGACCAAGGUUCUCGGUCUACGCUACCAUCGUAACAGUGACUUGGUAGCUCUGUCCUGCGAUGAUGGCUCGAUCAGAGUCCUGGACAUUACAACGAGGAAGCUUGUGCGUGAGCUUUGGGCGUUGAAAUCUCAUGCAGGGCAGGAGACGCUGGAUUACACUUUUUCAAACGACGGUCGUUGGAUUAUAUCUGCCGCUUCCGACUCUGCAAUCCGAGUAUGGGAUCUUCCCACGGGCCAUCUCAUUGAUGCGAUGAGGCUUCCCAAAAGGUGUAAUACUGUGGCAUUCUCUCCUUCUGGCGAGUUCCUUGCCACAGGUCUGGACGGUGAGGUGGGCGUCCACAUAUGGACCAAUCGAACACUCUUCACGCACGUGCCCACGCGUCAAAUAUCCGAAGAUGACAUUGCUAGUGUCACUGCGCCUACAGCAUCAGGUGAAGGAGGCAUUGCCGUUAUCGAAGCAGCCACCGAAGACCAGGCAGAGGCAGAAGAGCAGGAUGAGACUACCGUUCCUAUCAUGGAUCAACUUAGCGACAAGAUCACUACUCUGAGUCUAGUACCGAAAUCGCGCUGGCAAACGCUUCUUCACCUAGACGUCAUCCGCGUACGCAACAAGCCCAAGGAAGCACCGAAAGUGCCAGAGAAGGCACCUUUCUUCCUACCUUCAGUGGGCCAGAACCAAGUCUCGGGAACGGAUAGUACCGCACUCACGCCCGCACCACUUGAGAAAGAUCCAGCAUCUCGGAUCUCAAGUUCUGCGCUUGCAUCCCGUUCCAACACGGCGACUUCCGCGAGUGAAUUCACUCGUCUUUUGUCUCAAGCAGCUCGUACCACUUCAUACACUCCUCUCCUCACCUACCUCUCUUCCCUCCCACCAUCUGCUGCCGAUGUUGCCAUUCGGACUCUGAACGCCGAGGAGCCAUACACCGAGCUGCGUACAUUUAUAGAGGCGCUGUCAGCACGACUGAAGGAACGAAGGGACUACGAGCUUGUACAAGCGUGGAUGAGUGUUUUCCUGCGACUUCAUGGCGAUACAUUAGUCAAGGAUCAGAGCUUGAUAGAUGAGUUAAGGAAAUGGCAAGAGGAGGCAAAUCGCGAAAGGGAGAGAAUCGGUGGGCUGGUAGGGUAUAGUGUCGGUGUGGUCGGAUGGGUAAGGAGCGCGAGGUAA
Molecule: messenger RNA, 3174 nt
Organism: Plenodomus lingam JN3
Lineage: Eukaryota; Fungi; Ascomycota; Dothideomycetes; Pleosporales; Leptosphaeriaceae
Biological process (GO): rRNA processing
Cellular component (GO): Pwp2p-containing subcomplex of 90S preribosome; small-subunit processome
Molecular function (GO): protein binding
Source: RefSeq, a predicted model, not a curated record